AUGGUGGAGGAGGAUAUGGUAGUGAUCACGCUGAAAUGCCUUCCCAGAUCCUAUGAUCAUUUCAUUGAUACGCUCAAUAUCUCAUCUACUAGUGUUGAUUUGAAGUUUCUUGAUCUCUGCAACAAGCUGCUACAACAAAAUCGAUGGAAGCAGCAGUUUGGAAGCAGUGCUAUUUCAUCCAUUGAACACGAUUUCACAGCCUCAUCUUCGCAUAAGUACAAGGAGUACAUGCCUUUCACUAAUUCAGUGAUCUUUGGUGGAGGUGCAGAGUAUACUAUUGUCGGCAACGGCAACAUUCAGAUUUCAUCUGGUGGGAGGGAUUUAAUAUUCCUCAAUACGUUUAAGGCCUUAGUGGAAAAAGAGUCUAGUUGUCAGAUAGGCACUCUUUGGUCCCACAAUGGAGGGGAAUUUUAUUCUACAGAGUUUACCAAAUUUUGUGCAUCAUAUGGCAUUAAGCAUCAGCUUACCACACCUUACACCCCACAACAGAAUGGUGUUGUGGAACGCAGGAACCAUAUAGUCACUGAGAUGACUCAGUCUAUGUUGGAGCAUCGAAAUCUUCCAAAACACUUUUGGGCAGAAACGGUCUUAACUGCAAUAUACCUCUGA
This is a messenger RNA of Cryptomeria japonica (Japanese cedar), 609 nucleotides long. RefSeq lists its product as uncharacterized. The transcript has 3 exons. NCBI's taxonomy places the organism in Eukaryota, Viridiplantae, Streptophyta, Pinopsida, Cupressales, Cupressaceae. Gene Ontology annotation, molecular function: nucleic acid binding. Gene Ontology annotation, biological process: DNA integration. The coding region runs from base 1 to 609 and encodes 202 amino acids. The record is from RefSeq and is a predicted model, not a curated record.